Molecule: messenger RNA, 3362 nt
Organism: Arachis duranensis
Lineage: Eukaryota; Viridiplantae; Streptophyta; Magnoliopsida; Fabales; Fabaceae
Product: probable disease resistance protein At4g27220
Exons: 2
Coding region: 2377-3354 (325 amino acids)
Molecular function (GO): ADP binding
Source: RefSeq, a predicted model, not a curated record
AUGCUUUUUAAAACUGAAUACAUUUAAAAGUUUAGUAAAGUACAUUGGAGCUGAUGGCUGUCUAUGGUUUGAUUACGCUUACUCUUAAUGAGGGUUGAUUGGAUUAAUUUUAAUGACUUUUGGUUAAAUUUUAGAAAUGGAACUGGAAUGGUUGGAGGAAUUAAAAUGGAUUAAUAGAAUUGUGAAUGACUGAAUAAUAGUAACUAAACAUUAAUUAUUAACAACGCCUGAAGUCUCUUGGUAGGUGAAUUAGGAUUUGGACCCUUGUUUGAUAAUCUAAUGUUUGGUAACUUAACAACUUACACAUAGUUCAUAAUUAUAAACCAAGAAUGUUCAUGUCGAAAAUCAUUUAGGAUACGAGAGGUUGAGGAAUGAUUGAAAAAUUAUUGGUUUUUGAUGAAACUUUAAAAGGUGGAUAAGUCUAAGUCUUAGGGAGAUUUUUGUCAAAAUCUUUUUGAGAAUUUUUAAUAAAAAGUGAGUAGAAGAUUGUUGACCGAAAUAAGUAUCCUCAUAAUAAGUUGAGGUUAUGUAGCUACUUUAAGCUUAAUGAUUCUGGUUGAAGGUUAUUUUUGAUGGAUUUAGUGAGUAAGAUCUCUAGCGGCGGAUGAUUGAUGAUGGAAAUGAUAAGUUGGAUGUUUGUAAGUUCUUGGGUCAUAGGGUAAGUGGGUUAUAAGGUUAGAAGUUAAUUUAACGAGGUAAUAAUAAUAAUAAAGUAAAAUCUAAAUUGGAGCUAUGAAGUGAAUAGGACUUGAUCUGAAAGUCUAAAUUUGGUUUAAGCUUAAUUAAUGGAAUUGAGGAUUUAAUUUGAGAAUCUAGCUAAGUAUUUAGGUUUGCUAGUAGCAACUAAUAAGGUCAAAAGUAAAUUAAGCUUGCUUUGAAGUGAUUGGUAAUAAUGAGGUUAAGUAUGAGAGGUUAUUAAUUUAUGUAUUAAUUGAUUUUUCAUAACGAAAACAUAAUCAACUUGCAUUAGCAUGAGGGUUUGAUAUAGGAAGUGUGAGUACAUGAAGUUGAGAUUGAGGCUGAAGAUAUAAAUAUGAUAUUUUAAAAGGGAUUAAGUAUGUGAUAUUGGAGACGAGUGCACUUUAGAGAAGAUUAGGGCAAGAUCAUGAUUUUGAAGAACUAUGGAGUAAAGGUAAUAUGACUCGCUGGUUAUGUUGUAAUUCGAGUUUGGAUUUUGAAAGUUUGAUUUGUUAGUUUUUAAAGAGAAUAAAAGAAGGAUAUGGUGGGAUUGACAUAGGUGAAAGAUGAUAUAAUUGAUUUUGGUUGAUGUUAGUGAUAGUAGUGAUGUUUGAAAGUUGGGUAAAGAAUUAUGAUUAUGGAUUUAUGGUGGCAGACGUGAAUCGUCACAUGGGCGAUAAGAUCUCGUGUACGCGAUGUCCUAUGUGCAUGAUGUCCUGUGUACGCGGAAAGGAGCUGCAUAAACGAGAGGUUGGGAAAUGAAGGGAAACACUGGGUAAUGUUCCGCUUGCGCGACAAGUGUUAACAUAUGCGAGGGUAUGCUGGCUGGCCGGCAUCCUCCGUCCGCAAAGAUUGGUUGUUUUUUACAAGUCUAUGAAGUCCUAAACCUUAACCUUUAGGCUAGCAUCUCAUAUCAGAGGCCUUUAGAAUCGCAAGCCGUAGAUAACGACACAAGCCGAACCCCGAUAGAUGUGUUUUGUGAAUUGAAUUAGAGAAAAUGUGAUAAUGAUUAAGAGAUGAUUUAGAUAACAUUUAUGAUGAUAAAUGAUGUGAUGAGAUCCGAGAGUGACACUACGAUUAUGGAUGAUAUGAUGAGGCUCUAGAAUGGCGUUAUCAUAAUGAGUGAAAGAUAUUGAGGAUGAUGGUCUAAUACGACGAUAUGAGAUACUAUAUGAUUUUAUGUUUAAGAGAAGAGUUGAAGUGGAAUUAUAAGAGAGUAUUAAUUUGUUGUUUAUAAUGGUGAAUGCAAUUAAUGAAUUUGGCAAGGAUGUGGGUUUUUGUCCCGCUUGCAUGAUUUCAUUUAUUGAUUAAGGACGUAAGUUUUUGUCUCGCUUUCAUGAUUUGAUUAUCGAGUAAGCAUGGACGUGGGUUGUUGUCCUGCUUGUAUGAUGAUAGUGAUUCUAUUACCUGGCAGGGACUUGUGUUCAUCUUGGUUGCUUAAUGUCCUUGAUGUUUGAUAUUAUAUAUUUUUAGGAGGUCAAUGGAUGUCCCUUCCACCUCUAGAUUUUGACAAGGGACACGAUCACAAUGAGGAUGGCGAUAUGUAACACGCACUUGUGGAUCAGAUAGUCAAACGCCUCAUGGGCACGACGAUAUGUAACGUCCAUGAGGAUGCUAUUUUCAAAUGGGACGGCGAGACUUAACGCCCAUUUGUAAAGAAGUGUCGGGUUCUAGUGGUAACCAACACUUGAAAGAAGCAUGGCUAUUCCUAUUCCUAUACCCGAGUUCUUGCAAGAAUAUACGGUCAACUUGGUUGCUGAGUAUGUAACAAAUCACCUAGACUAUGUGUGGAAUUAUGAGAAGAAAUUUGACGACCUAAGCAGAGUUGUUAAGGAACUCCAGGAAGAAAGAGACAGGGUGCAUGAUAAGGCUGAGGAGGAGGAAGAUCGAUAUGGGAGAGAAAUAUACAAUGAUGUUAAAGUGUGGUUAGAUCGGAUAGAUGAAGUGAUUUCUGAGUAUGAAAAGUUCAAAGAGGAGCACAGAAAAAAUGGGGAGUAUCCCCUUUCUUUGUCAAAUCUGGAGACAAGGCAUAGGCGCAGCAAAACAGCCCAAGAUAUUGAAGAGAAGAUUAGAGAACUACAACAGGAAAAGCAUGAUAGCAUAUCUCAUUGUCAGGGCGCAUCUUCCAUGGGGUUUGCAUUCGCUAAUGUUGACUAUGAGGCCUUUGAUUCAAGAAAAGAAAUCACGAGGAAUAUUACAAGAGCACUUGAAGACUCGCGCGCUAGAGCGAUCGGGAUUCACGGGCCAGCUGGUGUUGGGAAGACCACUUUGGUAAUAGAAGUUGCUAACAAAGCUUGGAAAGACAAGCUAUUCAAUGUGGUGAUCAUGGUGAAUGUGACAAAAAGUCCUGAUAUUCGAAAGAUUCAAGGGCAGAUUGCUGAAAUGCUGGGAAUGAAGUUGGAAGAGGAAAGUGAGCACGUGAGAGCACUUCGCAUACAGAAGAGAUUGAAGAAAGAGAAGGAGAAUGCGCUUAUAAUCCUUGAUGAUAUGAGUGUGAAAGUAGAUUUGGAUAUGUUGGGCUUGGGGAUUGCAUCAGAGACUUACAGUGAUGACAUUGACUGCCAGAAGAAUCUCAUUGUUCCGGAAGGAAGGAAAUCUUCUGCUGCUGACAAUUUUCCUCCCAGCAAGAAUAAGACCAUCACAAAGGGUGCAAGGUUUUGCUUAUUUCUGAGAUGAGACAAGUG